Messenger RNA from Neocloeon triangulifer, 983 nucleotides. Its product is annotated as plasminogen receptor (KT). Gene Ontology annotation, cellular component: plasma membrane. Gene Ontology annotation, biological process: positive regulation of plasminogen activation. Lineage: Eukaryota; Metazoa; Arthropoda; Insecta; Ephemeroptera; Baetidae. The transcript is spliced from 3 exons. The coding region runs from base 7 to 624 and encodes 205 amino acids. The record is from RefSeq and is a predicted model, not a curated record.
UCUCCCAUGUGUACGCAACGGCGGCAGACGCUGGUUAUCGAUCGCGUUGCAGACCAACCGGUACAGCUGUUUGACUACGAAAUUGCAUCAACCAAAACAAACCAUCAGACUGGGUUAGACAGAUCUUUAUUUAAUUUCACCAGGGGAAAAAGAACUCGAGAGAUGGGCCAGGGCAAAAGCAGGGAGGCCGAAGAUGGACAGAAAAAGCAGCAGGAGUUUGUGGCCGAGGUGAACAGGGUGUCCGUGGAGCGACAAAUUCAGCUGCAGAACCAAAUGAGGCAGCGAAUCAUGGCCAUGCAGGUCGCAAGGGCCAGGGAACUCUUCUACUGGCUUGGCGCCUUCUACGGGGUGGCUUCCCUCGGCAUGUUUGCUGGAUUCAGGAGGACGAGGAAACCUGGCGUUUUGGUGCCCCUGCUGCCCUUGACCUUUGUGGUUGCAUAUCAUGCAGAUAUGGCCUAUGGGAACAAACUGCACAGAAUUAGAAUGGAGGCUGAAAAUAUACUGCAGUUUGAGGAGGAAAUUCUUGACCUGCCCUGCGGACUGCCGACGACCUCCUCCCUCGACCUUGCCCGUCUACAUGACGAAGAAGAGAAGAGAUUUCACCCUCAUAGCCCACCUCUGUGACCCCGCCGGGAUUGCUUAACCCUCUAUUAUUGAAACAAAAAGUGGCAUUUUUAUUUUUGGUCAACAAUUGUGCAUUUAAAAUUUUAAUUUAGUUUCUUUCUUGCCAUUCAAGUCAUUUUAAUAUUAAAAAAGUGGCAAUUAGUUCACAAUGACUGAUUGAUUUAGUUGCAUUUAGUGAUUUUGUUGUAAGAACAAAGCUGGAUUUGCUGUCUUAGUUGGAAACACAGAAGUGCAAAAGUGCAUUGUUAUAGAAUUAUUUUUGUAAUUAUAUAAAUGCAUUUAAAAUAAUAGGAGACAUCAGAAGGAUACACCAAUUUUAAAAUUAUUUUUGUUAGCUGGGGCAGGUUUCCUUUAUUUUU